Ailuropoda melanoleuca (giant panda) is the source of this 1415-nucleotide messenger RNA. It is a transcript of the gene NSMCE3, whose product is annotated as NSE3 component of SMC5/6 complex. The transcript has a single exon. NCBI's taxonomy places the organism in Eukaryota, Metazoa, Chordata, Mammalia, Carnivora, Ursidae. Bases 123 to 974 code for a protein of 283 amino acids. Gene Ontology annotation, biological process: negative regulation of transcription by RNA polymerase II. Gene Ontology annotation, cellular component: nucleus. The record is from RefSeq and is a predicted model, not a curated record.
CCGCCCAAGGCCGCCUAGUCGUGCCGCGCGCCAACCCACAAUUCCCGCUGCGCGCUGCGAACCUGCUGCCUUCGCCGUUGCUGGUGCCCCCGCCGCCCGUUACGGCUCCCUUCGCCGGGGACAUGUUGCAGAAACCGAGGAGCCGGGGCCGCCCUAGCUCCCAGGCGGAGAGGGACUGGGGCCGCCGCGCCGCCGAGGAGGCCCCGAGCACCUCCCGCGGGGCUGGCAGCUCCCAGGAGGCCCGGAGCACAGCAUCGCAGGGCGCCCGCCGGGCAGAGGCCUCCCCCGAGGUGGGGCCCAGGUCCCAGCAGCAGCUGGAGCUGAAGGUGGCCGAGCUGGUGCAGUUCUUGCUGAUUAAGGACCAGAAGAAGAUCCCGAUCAAGCGCACUGACAUACUGAAGCACGUCAUCGGGGACUAUAAGGACAUCUUCCCUGAUCUCCUUAAACUGGCUGCCGAUCGCCUCGAGUACGUCUUCGGGUACAAGCUGGUGGAACUGGAACCCAAAAGCAACACCUACAUCCUGAUCAACACCCUGGAACCAGUGGAGGAGGAUGCCGAGGUGAGAGGCGAUCAGGGCACUCCCACCACCGGCCUCCUGAUGAUUGUUUUAGGUCUCAUCUUUAUGAAGGGCAAUACCAUCAAGGAAACGGAGGUCUGGGACUUCCUGCGCCGCUUAGGGGUGUACCCCACAAAGAAGCAUUUAGUUUUUGGGGACCCAAAGAAACUUAUUACCGAAGAAUUCGUGCGGCAGCGUUACCUGGAGUACCGGCGAAUACCCCACACGGACCCUGUAGACUAUGAAUUACAGUGGGGCCCGCGAACCAACCUGGAAACCAGCAAGAUGAAAGUUCUUAAGUUUGUGGCCAAAGUCCAUAAUCAAGACCCCAAAGACUGGCCAGCACAGUACUGUGAGGCUUUGGCAGAUGAGGAGGCCAGAGCCAGACCUGAGACAGGUGGCCCAGCCUCCUCUUGAAGUCUGAGACAGAUUCAGAGGGACUCCUGGGGGAAGGUCAGAGGCACUGGGUGAAGGGGUAGGGGUGGGAGGGAGCAUAUUUCUGUAACGCUUAAAUGUGUAUGGCUUUAGGAUGUGUUUUCAAACUUCCAUUCUCUUUUAAUAUUGUAAAUUAUUUGGUUCCAGGUUUUCACUUUUAAAAAAUACUAGGAGAGGAUUUUUGUUUUGAUCUGUUUUACCGUUGUAUAUUUUGGCAUUAAAAUUUUGCUAGCAUUUAUACAACUGAUUGGAAAACUUUGUACCAUGAUCUGGAACAGGUAUUUAAAAAAGAACGCAUCGGAAAAUUGCUUUGGUGCCAAGAAAAUAAAAAGAAGUGGUUAUUAUCUGGUCUCUUAACUACCCCAGUUUGUAAGUUAAAAUGAAAGCCUUUAUAAAUUAAAAAUAAAAAUGUAAUUGUGUAUA